Messenger RNA from Funneliformis geosporum, 258 nucleotides. Lineage: Eukaryota; Fungi; Glomeromycota; Glomeromycetes; Glomerales; Glomeraceae. The record is from the annotation of a GenBank genome assembly.
AUGCCAAAAAAACAUUAUUGUCAAAACUGUCAGAAUCCAAUUGAGGAAGGCAAAGAAAUUAAAGUUAAAAAAGGGUCUAAUUAUCAUUAUUCUCGUUAUUCUUCAUACCCACGGGAUUAUUAUGUUUAUUAUCUUUGUCCGAGAUGUUAUCAACAGCAACACGAGGAAAGGGCAGUUAUUUUUCUGGUUUAUCAACGUCAACAAGAUAAAAAAACGGACAGAAUAACCAAAAAGUCUCAAAAAGUUAAAAAGAAUUAA